Strongylus vulgaris is the source of this 155-nucleotide messenger RNA. The record is from the annotation of a GenBank genome assembly. NCBI's taxonomy places the organism in Eukaryota, Metazoa, Nematoda, Chromadorea, Rhabditida, Strongylidae.
AUGCAGCGUCGUGCGCGCAAUGCCCUCGAUGGUAUCGAGGAACCCGAAUUCCCAAUAUUGCGCGGAGCUAUGAAUAUAUUUCCACCUGGGGCUCCAGUGCGUGCUGCAAAUCCUCCGCCUCCGCGAAAUCUACGACGAACUUCUGCUAGGUAAGC